AUUGACGCCCAGGUAGACAUUAAUAUCACACACACACACACAGCACUAAACCAACUCAAGUGGACAGAGUGUAAAGAGGUAAAGACAGAGGCUGCUGGAACCUUUUCUGGAGAGUUAACCUGGGUGACCUUCAUCGCUAACACACCUGCGUCAGCUUCACUGGAGAUGUAGCUGCAGCCCUCCAGCCAAGCCACAGGAAGCGUCACCAUGGGAGAAGCUCAAAAGGGCUUACGCUCCGUGCUUAAGAAACUGAAGGGAUCCGCAGAGCAGGAGGUCAGGAUCGUGCUGCUGGGGUUGGACAACGCCGGCAAGACCACCCUGCUGAAGAGCCUCGCCUCUGAGGAUGUGAACACUAUCACACCAACACAGGGCUUCAACAUAAAGAGCGUUGCCUCUCAUGGCAUGAAACUCAAUGUUUGGGACAUUGGAGGACAGAGGAAGAUCAGGCCCUUCUGGAAGAAGUAUUUGGAAAACACAGACUUGUUGAUUUAUGUUAUUGACAGUGCAGACAAGAAGCGGUUUGAGGAGACGGGACUGGAGCUGUCCGAGCUGAUUGACGAGGAGAAUCUAAAGGGCGUUGCAGUGCUCAUCUUUGCCAAUAAGCAGGAUCUGGCCACAGCGUCACCGGCCAGUGAGAUCGCUGAGGGACUCAACCUGCACACAUACCGGGACCGUGAGUGGCAGAUCCAGGCCUGCUCAGCUGUGUCUGGGGAGGGAGUUCAGGAUGGCAUGAACUGGAUUUGCAACAACAUUGUGAAUAAGAAGAAGAAGAAGAAGUAAACCCAGACAACACUGACCAGAGAGUCAAACAGAGAACCUGCAUCACUUACGGGAUGAAAGACAACGUGUCACUUCAUUUAUAACACACCUCACUUAUGACAGAUCCUGUUCCCCUCACAUAUUUGAAUCCUAAUUUUGUUUUUACAAUUUGUGUCAUUUUUAUGAAUAUUUGGAAUUUCAAGGAAGUCUUUUAGGCAGUUAUCAAUCAAAAUGAAUGUGUUUGUCCCCUUAACCCGAGGAUUCUUGUCUGAUGAAUCUGUGUGUAGCCAUGUAGAACUGUUGGGGUUAGUCAGUAACAUAGACGCAGAGCAGUGUGAGUGUAAAGUAUAACAGU
Molecule: messenger RNA, 1114 nt
Organism: Pseudoliparis swirei
Lineage: Eukaryota; Metazoa; Chordata; Actinopteri; Perciformes; Liparidae
Gene: arl3l1
Product: ADP ribosylation factor like GTPase 3, like 1
Exons: 6
Coding region: 208-780 (190 amino acids)
Biological process (GO): cilium assembly
Cellular component (GO): microtubule cytoskeleton; cytoplasm
Molecular function (GO): GTP binding; GTPase activity
Source: RefSeq, a predicted model, not a curated record